Messenger RNA from Brassica oleracea var. oleracea, 1058 nucleotides. Its product is annotated as protein ODORANT1-like. The transcript is spliced from 2 exons. Lineage: Eukaryota; Viridiplantae; Streptophyta; Magnoliopsida; Brassicales; Brassicaceae. Bases 115 to 924 code for a protein of 269 amino acids. The record is from RefSeq and is a predicted model, not a curated record.
CCAUCCUCAAUACCUUUAAUCUUCGCACCUCUCUUCCCUCUCUCUACUCUCUAUUACUUCACAAUCCCUUCGAACAUAUAUGCAAUCAAACAUAUUUAUACGCAAUAAUAUUUAAUGGGGAGGCAGCCAUGCUGUGACAAGUUAGAGGUGAAGAAAGGGCCAUGGACAACGGAGGAAGACAAGAAGCUCAUAAACUUCAUACUCACCAACGGCCAUUGUUGCUGGCGUGCUUUGCCAAAGCUGGCCGGUCUCCGCCGCUGUGGGAAAAGCUGCCGCCUCCGGUGGACCAACUACCUCCGGCCUGACUUGAAGAGAGGCCUUCUCUCUCACGAUGAGGAACAACUUGUCAUCGAUCUUCAUGCUCAUCUCGGCAACAAGUGGUCUAAGAUAGCUUCAAGGUUACCCGGAAGAACAGAUAACGAAAUAAAAAACCAUUGGAAUACUCACAUCAAGAAAAAACUUGUUAAGAUGGGAAUCGACCCUGUGACUCAUCAACCUCUCAACCAAGAACCUAAUAACACUGAUAAUCCCAAAAGUAGUUCUUCAACUUCAGAUAAUAUCUUAAUGGAACCAAAGAGCAGAAGCAGCAAAAACGUACAGACUAAUAGCACGACUACAGAAGAGGAAAGCAGCAGCACUGCUACUGGUCAAAACAGUUCCAUUAACAAUGAAAAUCAACUACUUAGUAACAUUACUAACGAUGAAGAAUUGUUUAGUUACUUAUGGUCGGACGACACUGCUAAAGCUGAUGCUUCGAGGAGUUGUAGUAAUUAUUAUGGUGUUGGUGGAACAUUAUAUAAUGAAGAUAAUAUUCCCGGCGCCGGAGCAGACUUUCCGAUUUGGUCACCGGAAAGAGUCGGCGGCAAGGAUUUGAUGUUUCUGGAUUACUGCCAAGACUUUGGUGUUCAUGAUUUUGGGUUUUGACUCUUCACCAUGACAUAUUGAAACUCUUACGGAUGAGAACAAUCAUAUAAAUAUAUGUACAUUAGACGUAUAUAUACACGUAUACAAAUAGUAGCGCGAAGAAAUCCAUGUAAAGCAGCAAGGGGCACCAUGGU